AAGUUCACAACAGUGAGAGACGAAAUUCGCGAUUAUUCCUUGCUUUGUUAUUUUUAUAGCAUGCUUAAUGCUUGUGUAUGUUUCUAUAAAAUUUUAAAAUAAAUUAAAGCAUUUUACGCAAUGGACGAAUAACUACUCGCUAAAAUGAAGUUUUUAAUAUUGGCGUUUUUUUUAUUUGGUUCUUACGGACAUGAGCCUAUUGUGAAAAAUAAUAAGGAAAGUACAGAGAUAUCAAGGGCUCUUGAUGACCGGCCUUUGCUUUUUGCGACAUUGGGAGGCGGCAUGGUAGCUGUCGAGCCUCUAUCUGGAAACAUAAUUUGGAAACUUAAAGACGAGCCCGUGGUGAAAGUUCCAAAUCAACAUGCGAAUUUGAUGCCCCAAUUUUUACCUGAUCCUCGACACGGCUCCCUCUAUAUGUAUGGACCAAGGGGCGAUAAGCAAAUGCUGAAAAAGUUACCCUUCACGAUACCAGAGUUGGUGGCAAAUGCGCCGUGCCGUUCCACAGAUGGCAUUUUGUAUACAGGAAAGAAAAGUGAUACAUGGUUCAUGUUGGAUCCAUUGACUGGUUCUAGGGAGCAUAUUUCAGGUUUUGAUAAGUCGAAAAUAUUUAAAGAAGACGAUGUGGAGGACACUUGCGAUCUCGACAAGAAACGCAGUGUGUACGUCGCACGCACCGAGUAUAAUAUUCUCAUGCACGAUUCGAAUAACGAGAACCAGAAGUGGAACGUCACAUUUUUCGAUUACACGUCGCAUGAUAUGGGAAAGGAGAUGCUGAAUGACUACGGUAUAAUACACUUCACGUCUACAUCAAACGGGCGGAUAAUGUCUUUUAACCGAAAAACCGGUGACUUGGUGUGGUCACAUAACUUCGAAACGCCGGUUAUAGCAGCCUAUCUGUUGGAUAGGGAGGGACUUAUCUCCGUCCCCUUUAAUUCCAUCGGGGACGACACCAUGGACCACAUCAUGGAAGACGCUACGACGCUGAGGAACGGGCAGGGGAUUAAGAACUCUAAUAUUGAGUUGUACCCAACGUUAUAUAUUGGGGAGCACAACCAUGGCCUGUACGCGCUAUCGUCCUUAGUAGAUAAAAACACAGUAACAAUAUCCACUGGAUACACCCAGCCGUUACUCCUAGAAGGGCCGGUCACUGAAACCGAGUCCGCUUCAGAGAAACCGGUCUAUGAACCGUUUAAAAAUGUCCACUACCAACUCAAUGAUAUAAACCUACACGUAACUCCACCGUAUCUAUUGCUGGGGCAUUAUAAAGUGCCAGAGCUAACUACUUCCUGGAUGCCACAAAUGCCAAAUUCCAAUCGAAAUAAUCUGCCAGUGAGGAACGCUGUGAAGUUGAUCAAUGGGGAAGUCAGAACUGAAGCGGAUAAGGAUGAAAAUGAAACGAAUUUGAAGUCUAACUCCGUAUCGGUGUCAGUGCAAACGGAAGAUUUGUUCGCGGAGUUCAGUUUGAGGCCGGAUUUGUGGUACAAACAGCUGCACAUUUGGCUCAAUCAGCAAGAGAAUAAAGCGCUGAAAGUAGCCCUUAUUGUUUUGAUGGGCUUGGUCGUCACUAUGUUCUGGUAUUUGCGGCUGCAGGCUCGCGAUAUCCAGCAACUUUCCCAAGGUGGGUCCAGAAGUUCCACGGCAUCCACUUCAUCUCAGGGUGAGGUGACGGGGCAACUCGUUGAGUUGGGCGAUGGAGAAGUGCAAAUAGGCAAGAUUAGCUUCUUCACGGACCAGAUUUUGGGAAAAGGGUGUGAGGGUACUUUUGUGUAUAGAGGUACAUUCGACAAACGCGCAGUUGCCGUAAAGCGCUUGUUACCCGAAUGUUUCACAUUCGCGGACCGCGAAGUGGCGCUCUUGCGCGAGUCGGAUGCGCACGCGCACGUGGUACGGUAUUAUUGUACUGAACGGGAUAAACAGUUUAGGUAUAUAGCCCUAGAGCUCUGUUCAGCUACGUUACAAGAUUACGUCGAAAGAAAAUUGAAUUUCGAAUGUAAAAUCGAUGCUGUGGAAGUGUUGCGGCAGGCCGCUUUGGGGCUCUCUCAUUUACAUUCUAUGGACAUAGUACACAGAGACAUAAAGCCGCACAACGUGUUGCUGUCCAUGCCUACCGGCACAGGCGAAGUGCGAGCCAUGAUAUCCGACUUCGGUUUGUCCAAAAAACUCAAUAUCGGCCGUGUGAGCUUCUCCCGAAGGUCUGGGGUCACUGGUACUGACGGCUGGAUUGCUCCUGAGAUGAUUAAUGGCGAGAGAACGACGACAUCCGUGGACAUGUUCUCUUUAGGUUGUGUGUUUUAUUACGUACUUUCUAGAGGCCAGCAUCCUUUCGGUGAUGUGUUGAGGCGACAGGCAAAUAUUAUCACCGGAGAGUACAAUUUAGAUUAUUUAGAUAAAGUGUUGCCAGAAGAAGAGGUGCUAUUAACGAAAAUUUUGAUUAGAUCCAUGAUCUCGUCUAAAGCAAGUGCUAGGCCGCCUUGUGAAACUGUACUUAAGUACCCCAUAUUUUGGGGCAAAUAUAGUAUACUAAAUUUCUUACAGGAUGUGAGUGACCACGUGGAGAGUUGCAACGCGGGAGCCGACCAUCCCCUAGAAAAGGGAGCUAGAAGGGUUAUAAGAGGAGAUUGGCGAGCGCACGUUUGCCCAACCGUGGCCAAUGAUUUGCGGGCGCGACGCACGUACCGCGGCGAGCGGGUCGCACAUUUGCUGAGGGCGAUACGGAAUAAGAAACAUCACUACAGAGAACUAGAGCCCGAAGUGCGUGACAGUCUCGGCAAAGUUCCGGACGGUUUCGUCACCUACUGGCUCAAGAGGUUCCCACUCCUCUUGCCUCACGUGUGGUUACAAAUGCAGCAGUUCCGGAACGAAGACGUCAUGCAAGGCUACUUCCCACACACCUUCACGUUCGACAGAGAUGACGUCACAGAACUGAACGACGACAACUAUGUCAAUGAGGAAGAUCUAGCGAUCAACGAACUCUUCGUCAAAAGCAAAGUGUACUACGAUGAGAACGAGCCGGAUAAGAAGUACAAAAGGGACUCGCCUAAGAAACGCGUGGACUGGCGAAGUGACGAUAGAACGAGACAGGACGACGUCAGACUGAGAGAUAGAUACACGUAUUAUAAGAAGAAAGAGAAGAAACAAGAAGUGCCGGUAUGGAGCUUGCCGCCGCAGUGAAGCACAUUUAUUUGUAAGUAGAUAUAGGUAUUUAUUUUUACGGUAAAACGUCAAGUUUAGAAUACGACACUAACGGCCUCGCGUGAAUUUAAACAUAGAUUGUAGUUAUAGUCCCGGUCAUAUAUUGUAAACGUUAGGGUUUUGCCUAUACAUGUGAUUUUUAACUUAUAUCAAAAUUGAACUGUUUGUUAGAUAUAGAAAUCAUUUCACUAUAAAGGAAUGACAUGGUCCAUAUGAGACUCUGUUUCUGUCAAUAACUAAAUUGAAUUUAUUUGAAUGACUAUAAAAAAUAUAUAUAAAUAUAUUUUUUUAAAUUCAAUUUAGUAAUUGACAAAGAGCUGAGGGUAGUUAUAACUAGUAUCUGCUCAUGUUUUUAUAAAUCGAUUACAUAAGCGCACACUUAGAACAAAUUAUGUUUGGAUAGAUUUUAAAUAUGUAUGUAAAUUGUGUAUUUGAAUGGAUAAUACAGGACUUUAUAUUAGUAUUUUAAUGAGAUUUUAGAUGAAUUUUGUGUAAAAAAUAUUCAUGCAAUGGAUUGAAAAUGAAAAGGGACCAUAUUGUAUAUUCUUAGAAGUACUUUGUGUACAUAAAUAUACUUAUAUUUAAUUGUAAGAUCUUAAGACACUUCAAUUUUUAUCAUAAAACUAUAAGCGUUAUAAAGAUUUCUAAUAACACUACUAAUAUAGUCAAAUUAAUUUAUUGAUAGAGUUAGAAACGCUAGAAUGUUUAAUUAAAGUAAUAAUUAUAUGUUAAUUAGUAAUUGAUCACGUCAAAGCAAAAUCAUUAGAUCGCAAUGCUAUCUAUAAACAGAAUUUGACAAAAAAUGUAAAUUAUUUAAUAUAAAAGGAAUACGAAUAUAAAUUAUUAUUAGUUAUAUUUUAUUCAUCAUAAGUUCUAUUAAGAAUGUCUAUGAAUUGGAAUGCAAAACCUCAAAACUGACAUAAAGCAACAUUCCUACACGUGUUGUUAUUAAUACAUCAGUGGGAAAGCAAUUAAAGCUAGUCAAAAAAUCACAUUCCUUAAGAGAAAAUAUAAUUAAUAUAUUUUCUAGUGUUUGCUUAUUAGAAAAUUAUUUAAUAUAUGCAUAACCAUUAUGAAAUAAAAAGAGAUUAGGUAAUAUUGUGAAAUAUUCGCAAAAUAACUGGUCCUUAAUAGGGCUCUGCGACAAGGUUAGUCGUUCUGUUUGUUAAUGUUAUGAAAUAGAAAACAAUUCAAAGGCAGCUAUCCUACAUAGGCUACUAAUAUUGUUCCAAGAUUUAAACGAGCGGAUUGUGAGGCAGCCUUCAUGCUGACUAAUUUAAAUUUAACAUUAGUUAUUUUAAUUGUAUAGUAUGUACCAUUUUGGUUGACCUUUAAUGUAAUUGAAGAUACAAAUGUACAAAAAGAUGCUGGUUUUCAGAUUGAAACUAAUCCACUAUAAUAUUGUAGCAAGUAACUUUCGCUGUCUCUUCUUCAACGGCUGAACCAAUUUUGAUGAAAUUUGGAUGAGACCCGAGAAGGGACAAAGGAUAGUUUUUAUUCCGGAAAACUGUACGGGGAAAACCUCGGAUUGUUUAUUUUUCCCUUUUGACUACGCAGACGAAGUCGCAGGCGGAUUGCUAGAACAAAUUAUGUAAAACAAUUCACAAUCUGAAAUAGGUAUAUUUUAUGAUUAAUUAUUUAAUAUUUUUCCUGAUGGAGGAUAAGUAUUGAGACGUGCCAAUCAUGAAAAAGUUAAAGAAAAUUCAAAAAUAUGAAUAAAAAUAUAUUUGAUAAAUCAUGUUUCUGAAUAUAAAAUUCCCUUUUAGAUACAUUUUAUUGAAUGUGACCUUUUUUAAAUUAUUCAUGUUUUUUUUUUACUUUAAUCUAAGGCGGUUAUUUUAUUUAUUAUUCCUUUUGUAUAUCGAUGAUUGCUUGAUUAAUGUAAAUAUAGUUUGUAAAGUAAGUACACAAAUAGUUUUUAAAUAUCACAAAAUAGGUAAUAGUUAGUGUAUUAGCAAUAGUAUUAAGAAAUAAUAUGUUGAAAAAAUGACAGUUUGUGAAAGUGAUGUAUUAAUUUUUUUUUUACAUUGAUAUUUUUUUCUAAAUCGAAAAAUCAACUGCAGAAUGCAUGAAUUAAAAAUUAUUGGACUUGGAUGGAAAUUAUUAUUUGUAUCAGUGUCCUUUUAAAUAUAGAUACUCCUGGAUACUGUAAGUUAACAUUUUGUAUAUAUUUCCGUUACUUAUUUAAAUAUUAUGUGUCGCGGCUACAUUGUCAAAACAGUGAUAUUUCAAUUUCACUAGUGAUGCUAAUCAUAAAUUAUAAUUAAACAUCGUUCAUGGAAUACCUUGAUUUUAUAAUAUUUCCGUGAUAUGCUAGGCCGUUUAAUUGUAAGAAAUGAGGCUGAUUGACAUUUAAUUAUAAUAUCAUUAGUGAAAUUGUAAAUAUCACGGAUUUUA
Molecule: messenger RNA, 5589 nt
Organism: Zerene cesonia (dogface butterfly)
Lineage: Eukaryota; Metazoa; Arthropoda; Insecta; Lepidoptera; Pieridae
Gene: Ire1
Product: serine/threonine-protein kinase/endoribonuclease IRE1
Exons: 14
Coding region: 145-3171 (1008 amino acids)
Biological process (GO): protein phosphorylation; IRE1-mediated unfolded protein response; mRNA processing
Cellular component (GO): IRE1-TRAF2-ASK1 complex
Molecular function (GO): protein serine/threonine kinase activity; ATP binding; RNA endonuclease activity
Source: RefSeq, a predicted model, not a curated record